AUGGCGGAGCACUUUGAGUCGCUGACGCUGGGCAGCGGUGGCCCCGGCAGCGCGGACGCCAUUGACAUUAGCGUGCUGCCGCGGCCGGCGGGGCCCGACCGGGAGCGCGCGCGCGCAGCUGCGCCGCAGUUCGACCGCGGCAGCUGCUCGCCCCACAACAUGCGGCCAACGGUCAACGCGCUGCCCAACAGCACAGCGCUGCGCGCGCGCUGGCAGCUGCCGCUCGGCGUGGUGGUGCGGCCCAUGGGCGAUGAGGGCGUGGGCAACGAGGUCCCAGUCAUCCCGCUGGGCCCGCAGGGCAUCGUCCGCUGCCGCCGCUGCCGCACCUACAUGAACCCCUUCUGCUCCUGGGCAGACGGCGGGCGGCGGUUCAAGUGCAACCGGGCGGCGGCGGGACGCGGAGGAGCGGCCGGAGCUCAGCGUGGGCACGGUGGAGUGGGUGGCGCCCACUGA
Monoraphidium neglectum is the source of this 453-nucleotide messenger RNA. RefSeq names its product Protein transport protein. The transcript is spliced from 4 exons. Gene Ontology annotation, cellular component: COPII vesicle coat; endoplasmic reticulum exit site. The coding region runs from base 1 to 453 and encodes 150 amino acids. The record is from RefSeq and is a predicted model, not a curated record. Gene Ontology annotation, biological process: endoplasmic reticulum to Golgi vesicle-mediated transport; COPII-coated vesicle cargo loading; intracellular protein transport. Gene Ontology annotation, molecular function: SNARE binding; zinc ion binding. Lineage: Eukaryota; Viridiplantae; Chlorophyta; Chlorophyceae; Sphaeropleales; Selenastraceae.